GCUAUUAGGUGAAUUGUAGAAAAUAUUGAAAUUUUGAGUUAAUUACAUUUGGAUUAACUUAUUAUUGAUUGCCCAGGUUUUGGAUCUCUCGCCUCUGACGCUGCUGACUGUUGCCAGAGUCCAGAGAGUCAGAGAGAGAUUGAGAGGGCUAUGGCGUUGAGAUCCUCCGGUAGAAAACUAUCCUUUGAGAUCUUAACGAAGAGCAAUUCUCUGGAAGAAGACCAAUUACUUCUCCUCAGCCAAUCAAGCCCCGAUACCGCGAGAUCGAGCCCGACGAACAACAUUCCCAAGAAGAAGCGUAGGAGGAACAAGCACAAGAAGUCGAGCCCUCAUGCCGAUUCCUACUCCACAAUCGCCGAAGAUCCAUCGGCGGCGGGAAGCAGCCUCGCGGGUUCAAAUUCAAAUUCCAAUUCCGUGAUCGAGUCGCCGAUAUCUGCAACGGGGGAGUUGCAAAAUGGAAGCGUGUUCAUGGAGGAUAGGUUUAGCAGCCGUUACGGUGGAGGAGGCAGCGUGGUGUGUACUACACCAACAAUCACUGUCGUCGAGUGUGUGUGCGAUAACUCUACAAACAACGGCGGCAACAGCUAUGUCGAGUUGAGGCAGCGGAAUGUUGUAAGCGUAGGAGGAGAAGGAGAGGGAAGGAAUGAUGAGGAUUUGCCUUCUGUUUUGAGGGUGAUUGGAGAGACUACCGUGGAGCGCGAGUUGGAGGUCGUUUCUGAUGAUAAACCGCGAAAUGAGCCGCCGCCGAUGCCCAAUGGCGGUUGCUUGCCGAGGUUGGAGACUGCAGAGUCAUUGGAUUGGAAGCGACUCAUGGCCGAGGAUCCUACUUAUCUCUUUUCAGUGGAGAAGUCACCAUUGAAUUACUUCAUGGAUGAAAUAGACGAAGGCAACUCAUUACGGCGAACAACAACUCUUGGCAGUGAGAAAGAAAGGGAGAGGGUAUACGACACUCUAUUCCGCUUACCAUGGCGAUGUGAGCUGCUUAUUGAUGUUGGCUUCUUCGUGUGUUUGGAUUCCUUCCUGUCACUGUUGACUGUCAUGCCAACAAGGGUUCUGAUGACUCUUUGGAGGCUUCUCAAGAGAAGGCAGUUCCAGAAGCUCUCUGCUGCGGACUGGUCAGAUUUUGGCUGCUUUAUUGUGUUGGCCUCUGGAGUCCUUCUUUUAGACCGAACAGAUAUCAGCUUAAUAUAUCACAUGAUUCGUGGUCAAGGAACGAUCAAACUAUAUGUGGUUUACAAUGUUUUGGAGAUAUUUGAUAAAUUAUGCCAAAGUUUCGGAGGAGAUGUAUUUCAGACAUUGUUCAAUUCUGCUGAGGGGCUUGCUAGCUGCCCACCAGAAACCAAAAGAUUCUGGAUUUGGAGAUUUCUUGCAGAUCAAGUCUUGGCAAUGGCAUUUUCCAAUAUCCUUUAUUGAUGCCUCUGUGUUUUCAUCCACAGUUUCGUUUUUUUAUGAAUAGUUCAUUUGUUACAUUGUUUCCUUGACUAUUUUAUACUUCUCCAUUCUUUCCUUCUAUUAGCUCAGGCAAUUACUUUAUCCACAUGCAUUGUUGCUCACAAUAAUGCAUUAUUGGCUUUGCUGGUAUCAAAUAAUUUUUCGGAGAUAAAAAGCAAUGUCUUUAAGCGUUUCAGCAAAGAGAACAUUCACAAUAUUGUAUACGCUGAUUCAGUGGAGAGAUUCCAUAUUACAGCAUUUCUACUGUUUGUUUUGGCUCAAAACAUCCUAGAAGCCGAGGGUCCAUGGUUUGAGAGUUUUGUUUAUAAUGCACUCUUGGUUUUUGUAUGUGAAAUGUUAAUCGACAUCAUAAAGCAUUCAUUCCUUGCAAAGUUCAAUGACAUAAAACCUAUCGCCUAUUCUGAAUUCUUAGAAGAGCUGUGCAAUCAGACUCUAAAUAUUCAAUCUGGGGACAAAAAGAAGAUUCUCACUUUUAUACCGCUGGCACCAGCAUGCGUAGUCAUCCGAGUGCUCACUCCAGUAUAUGCAGCUCACCUACCGUACAGCCCACUCCCUUGGAGACUCUUCUGGGUAUUCCUGUUGACUUCCAUAACCUUUGUCAUGCUCACAAGCCUGAAGAUAAUGAUCGGUAUGGGACUGCAAAAGCAUGCCUCUUGGUAUGUAAACAGGUGCCGCAGAAGGAAACACCAUCUUCACUCCGAGUAAUCCUGGCAUGGAAUAAGUAGAGAAAACGAAAUGGGUGAGAUAUCAAACUCCAUUCCUUCCAGCUCCACUGCUGUCAUGAGUUAUAACGGGAGUCGCCUCAAGUUUUGCCAGAACAAUCUUUCUUCUCCAUUAUAGCCAGCUCGCUGACUCAUCGCUGUCUUAUGAUCGGAGAGAAGUUAUCCCGUCACUCGAGCUUGCCUGUAUGGUAAAAUUUUGUUUCAAUCUCGUGCUUUCAUUUUCGACUCGAGAGAGCACGAAAUCUUACAAUGUAAUCAUAAUGAAGCCUCCUGCAUUCUCAAGAACCUCAAGGGCAGCUAGCUUCCUCUGUUUUUUGUGUUUAAUAGUUGGGACUUGGGAGUGUAUGAGCUACAUUGAUAGAAUGAGCAUAUGCAUAGAAAUAGUUCAGCCCUAAAGUGUACAAAUUUAGUUUCCACCUUUACGUGUGUUUGGGGUUGGAUGGUGCUAUAGCUUCUGCAACUCCUUUUAUUUUACGAUUACUUGGGGGUUG
Molecule: messenger RNA, 2665 nt
Organism: Linum tenue
Lineage: Eukaryota; Viridiplantae; Streptophyta; Magnoliopsida; Malpighiales; Linaceae
Source: the annotation of a GenBank genome assembly